AUGUCUGUAAAAGUAUUUCUGGCGAUUUGCUGCUCUUUCCUCUGUAGUGUUGCAGUAAGUGUAAGAGCAGAUCUACCAGAAUAUUGCGGACCGCAAAACUAUGCCUACACUCCGCUAAGAAAAGAUCCACGAGGGGAGUUUACCGUGAAGCAAGCACACGUUGUUAUAAGGUUUGUAGCUCGCGACGUGCAAAACAACAUGUGUUAUGUUAAUUUUUAUUCUUCUUAGCUUUUAACUAUGUUCAAGACAAAUAAUAUGAGGAUAGUUAAUGGUAAAUCUUAGGUACGUUCUGUUUGGGGAAAAUUUCCGCAAAUUUUUUAAUGUUAAUUACCAUAAAAUUUUGUACAGUCGUCACGCAAUUUGCAACUAAAAUCUUUGCUUCAAUAUUCGGAUCGAAAGCGAAUGCGCUUUUAUAUCAUAUUUAAGUAUCAUACUGUAUCCAUCUAUGCAUAAAUCUCCAGUUAUUAUUAUUAUUUUUUGCCAAAGUCACUGCUAAAUUUCGUCAAUGCAACUUGCAACAGGUAAUUUGAGCUCAGGCUAAAAUAAGAGCUGAAAAGAUACAUGAUCCGGCAGAUCCGCUUAAAAUUUAAAAAAGUCCUCAUGUUUUCUAACAAAUUUUAAAAUCAUUUAAGCUCUUAUGUCUUGUUUGUCCCAUUGGUUUUCUUUUUCGAGCUUUUUCUACGUCAAGUGUUCAAACUUUUGAGACUGACCCUUACAGAUGUAUCUAUCAUGUGACUCAUUGAAGUAAAUUGAAAGUGUGCCAUAAUGUAUUUUUAUUUACUUGAAAGGCAAUUUUUCUUCUUUAAAAUCUCUUGUCAGUUUUUGAUUUCACUGCUGUGGAUUAACUAGAUAGUCAACCAGUAAACAGGGAAAAGUGUGAAAAAAAAAAAUCCAAGUUUUACUUUCCAGACAGAAUGCAGCCACAUCCUUGGGGUUUGACCACAGGCACACUUCAUAAUGCAGAGAUUACAUCAUGUAGAAAUAACAGGCUGACUGAAAAUUGAACAGUUGAGAAUCAUUGUCUUUAUCUUGAUUCUUGUAAAUAGCUAUAUGCUUGUCUUUUAUUCAUUUAUUAUUUAUUUUUAUUUGUGUGCUUUUUUUGCUUGUUAUCCAAGGGUGGAAUGUUUUCAUGACCAUUUGCUGACCCCAAGUUUGCAUUGAGCAUGAUUUAAACAGAGAAGGGUGUGGUUGGGGAGUUCCAGACGAAGAUGAUUGAUUUGCAGCAGUUUCAGUGAUAUAUUCAAGUGAAUGUUUAGAAUUACAAUUACCAGAAAUAGUGAACUUAAUGUGCUUAAACUGUUGGCCAGAGCCGUAGUUUAUCUGGGAGAGUGAUACCCCUAUUUAGGCUAGGGGCGAGCACCAUGUGGGACCCCCAGAGGAAAAAGGACUUCUUUCUGAUAGAGACUACGCCCCCGUUUGCACCACACAAAGCCAUUUCUCUCACCUACAAAAUUUUCUCAACUGUUACCUGCAAACUUCAAAGAUACUGUUUGGAGGCCUACAAUUUUUUGUUGGGUGAGAAAAUCCUCUGUUCCUUGACAGCUAUCCUUUGCUGGGUCAUCUUAUUUCGCGAACAUGACCAACUGUACGAAAAGUUUCACAUGCUCAGAUGCAAACAAGGUCACAAAAACAAAAAUUGGUAAUAAUUUUACAGUCAAGCCUCUCAGUACGGACACCUCUCUAUUAUGGACACUUUUCAAAUCCUGACAAAAUUCUUAUUAUUUUCCCUAAAAACUGCCUUUAUAAUACAGACUCUCUCUAAUCUGUGAAUUAAUAAAUUUAAAUGCAGUUUAAAGACAAGAGUGAGCCUAGUUUUAGCUACCGAACACUUAAAACUGUAAGUGGAGUCAUAAAAGUGACAUCAUCGUAGUGACCUCUUUUAUACGGACACCUCUCUAAUACGGAUACUUUUUUCUGUCCCUUCGGUGUCCGUACUAGAGAGGUUCGACUGUAUAUAGCGGUAAUUGCAAAUUUUGCAUUUCGGGAUUAACUACUUACCUGCAAUGAAAUUCCUGUAACCUGAACAUAUUUAGUUUGUGAUUUAGAACUGCAUCAAUCCAAGACUUGUUUUGGCACAAUUGAGUAAAUUAAGUUAUGAUUAUUAACAUAAUAAUUAAUUUUGAUAAGUUUAUAGAAAAUUUUUGUUAGAACCAAUCAAUAAGAGCCUUCCUUUGUAAGUAAGGCAAGCUGAGGACAUUGACUCUUUUUGGUUAUAUAGUCAAGACAUUUUGUUAAGAUUUUUAUACUACUACAUGCUAUUACCUAUGCUAAGUACAUUUUUAAAAAAAAUUACAACUAUUUUUUUUACGUUUUACAGCGUAUGUAAUAUGUAAAUGUAGAUACAUUUUUAUACUAAUUAAAGGUUAGUCAACAAUUUUUGCAAUUUUUUAAUUGCUGACAAUAUAAGUAAUAAAGUAAUGUUGUUGUUGUUUAUAAUUAAUCAGUAUAUUUUCACCCAUAGACAUGGUGACAGGACAAGAGCUUCAGCCAGUCCUUGUUGGGAUAAUGACACUGCUGAAUGGGAUUGUCUACUAUCUUCAGCUUCCAUUCCUACUAUCAAACAUGACACUCAUGAUAUAGAAGUUCUACGUGUUUAUAGAGAUGGUAAAGUAGUACAUACAUGUAGUUAUAGACUGGUUCUUUAAUGUUACUAUGGUGAAGGGGGGCCGGCUAUUUUGCUGGUGGGUCAUUUUCAAAAUAUUGAUUGGUUUUUGGGGGGUUAAUAUCAGAUAAAGGAGCUUUAAGUUAGUUUAGAACUUUGUAUCCGUUUUAACUGAGGAAAAUGCACUGUCUUUUAAACAGGAAUUAAAUCACAAAACCAGGACAUUUUUUUGACUUUUUCACGCCCAUAAAAUGCAUCUGUUUGUCUUUUUGCAUACCGAAAUGACAGAUUUCUCGAACCCUUUCAUAUACUUUGACUAGUGAAGUAUCCUAUCCCUUUCAUAUACCAGCUUAAGCCUGAAAAAGGUUAACCCCCUUUUAGGUGGACCCUCCCUGUGUAAUGUGUAAGCCAUUAUAGGGAGUACCAUCCCCCCACCCCUGGGGAGGGCCGGGGGUGAAGUGGAUUUGUGGGUGAUAAUAAUAGGCUGAGGAGGGGAGUGGGUAAACUAAUAUUUUAAAGAUCAAAGUUACAAGUAUCAAGAUGGAGACUUUUUUAUACAAGACUAGUAUUAUGAAACAUAUGCCACACCAAGGCCCAGUCACUUGACAAGCACUGCUUCCAUUUUUAUCAGAGGAGUCAACGAUUCACCCCUGGAUCGAAUUUGGGUGGUUUUUAACAAUACGUUUCUCUUAUGCAAAUUGCAGCUUACAUGGCAGGUCGUAAUAUCAUACGUGGGGAUUGUGGCUUAGGUCAUCUUACAUUCAAGGGCUAUAAGCAGGAGGAAAUGAAUGGAGAGAAUUUGCGUAAAGCAUAUGUUGACACUGGAUUCCUUUCUUCAAACUAUAGCGUACAUGAAGACUUCUUUAGGACUGAUGGUGAGUUAGUGUUUUGGUGUAAUACACUGUAAAGUGAGUUGAUAAGAAAUACUGAUGGUAGCUUCUACCAGUCAUAUUAAACUACCAUAAUAAAUACAUUAUUGUGAGAGGGUGUUUUCCCUAACUCUCUCAAAAAGGGCCUCCUCCACCCAAUUUCAAGAAUGGUUCACUCAAUAAAGUCAGGACCUUGCAAAUUUUAGACCAAUAACCAAUCUUGCAUGCAUUUGUGUCUUAACUCCUCUAAUGAGUCGCUACUUCCCAAACUAAGCACUAUAAAGUCAUAGAGAACUGGCUUCUUUCAAGACUACAAGCUGCAUACCAACCAUUUCACAGCACAGAGACCACCCUGUUAAGGGCUCACAAUGACAUUCUGCGCCCCAUUGACAAUGGGCAGGAAGUCAUCUUGCUCCUUUUGGACCUAUCAGCCAUAUUUGAUACCAUUGAUCACAUUUGAUAUCAUUGAUCCUGAUUGACAGACUCUGUACACAGUUUGGCAUCACCGGUGCAGUUCUCAAGUGGUUCAAGUCGUACAUAAUUUCUAAGGCGAUCCCAAAUUGUUGUUAUCAGAUCCACAGCCUAAGCUAUUGAUCUAAGCCUAAGCUAAGAGGUUUAAGCCCUUAUUCCUCAGAGCUCAGAGGAGCCUAGUACAGUACAGCUGCCAAUACAAAAUGUCAGCAGGGAAUUUUAUUGUUCUAUGCACUCCCUUGAGGCCCUUAAUACAGGGUGGCGAAGUGGGGGGAGGGGCUACAUGUACCUAUCACACGUCAUCACACUGAAUUUUUUUUCUGGCCAUCACGCAUCAAGGGGAAAAAUUAGUCAUAACGCAGCACUCAAAUGAGGUGCAAUUGCAGUAAGUUCGUACGGCAAUGUCUUAACCCAUUGAAUGUGGUCAUGCAGCCAAAUUUUAAUCAGCGUCCUUUUUGGGUAGGAUUGCACGUUAACAGUUAAUUGAAUGAGCAUAAUGGUACAAAGAAGAAGAAGGACCAGAAAAUGUCAUGACUAUCUGUUUUUGAUGUCUGUGCUUCUAGUUUCAAAUGAUAUUCACCAAUCACGGAAUCCAAAAAGAAAAUCACGCAUCGUGUGUUAUGGAAACAGUAAAUCAUGCACCACCCUGUUCUGUGCCCAAUUACACCUCAAGGGACUAAGUUUGGCCGGUUCACACAUCAUGCUCGUAAUUUAUAGGACACAUUAUACAUGACGAAACCCCUUUGCCACCCUGUUUUACAAGUGCUCUGUUAAGAUGUUACAAUGUUGAUACAGGUCAUCGAAAACAUGGAAAGUCAUGGAAUUUAAGAAUUUCAUUUUCAAGGCCUGGAAAGUCAUGAAAUUUAAUUUUCUGUCCUUGAAGGCCAUGGAAAAUUGAAGUUUUGUUUGGUAGAUUAGUUGCUACAGACGCAUAAUGCAAGGAUAAUGUAAGACAAAGAGGCGUAAUAAAUUAAACAGCGUGAAUGACAUGCAGUUUGGUGGAUACCAGAGUGUUUCUGUUUAACUGUUUUUAAACCUUAAAAGGUCAAAAAAUAUACUAAAACAAGUAAAGUUUUGAAAAUUUUCGGAAGUGACAGGUAAACCUAAGGUCAUGGAAAACUAGAAAAGGUCAUGGAAAAAGUCAUGGCAAAAGUCAUGNUAAUCAGCGUCCUUUUUGGGUAGGAUUGCACGUUAACAGUUAAUUGAAUGAGCAUAAUGGUACAAAGAAGAAGAAGGACCAGAAAAUGUCAUGACUAUCUGUUUUUGAUGUCUGUGCUUCUAGUUUCAAAUGAUAUUCACCAAUCACGGAAUCCAAAAAGAAAAUCACGCAUCGUGUGUUAUGGAAACAGUAAAUCAUGCACCACCCUGUUCUGUGCCCAAUUACACCUCAAGGGACUAAGUUUGGCCGGUUCACACAUCAUGCUCGUAAUUUAUAGGACACAUUAUACAUGACGAAACCCCUUUGCCACCCUGUUUUACAAGUGCUCUGUUAAGAUGUUACAAUGUUGAUACAGGUCAUCGAAAACAUGGAAAGUCAUGGAAUUUAAGAAUUUCAUUUUCAAGGCCUGGAAAGUCAUGAAAUUUAAUUUUCUGUCCUUGAAGGCCAUGGAAAAUUGAAGUUUUGUUUGGUAGAUUAGUUGCUACAGACGCAUAAUGCAAGGAUAAUGUAAGACAAAGAGGCGUAAUAAAUUAAACAGCGUGAAUGACAUGCAGUUUGGUGGAUACCAGAGUGUUUCUGUUUAACUGUUUUUAAACCUUAAAAGGUCAAAAAAUAUACUAAAACAAGUAAAGUUUUGAAAAUUUUCGGAAGUGACAGGUAAACCUAAGGUCAUGGAAAACUAGAAAAGGUCAUGGAAAAAGUCAUGGCAAAAGUCAUGUUAUUUGAAGAACUCAAAAGAGUACAAACCCUGUGAUAUUUCCCGACUGUCUGCGGCAAUAUAUAAUGACUACAUGAUGAAUAUAACUAGCUUUUAACUACUUUCUUGUUUGCAACUUGCAGAUAUGUCAAGAACAAGACAGGUAAGGUUAAACUAAUGACUUCCAGUUACGUGAUUAAUAAAAUUAUUUGAUAACAAUUGAACCUCCGUGUACGACCACCCCCCUAGGUGACUGCCUCCAAUAAGCGUCACAGGCCCAAAACAGCAAAAUCUUCUCAUUCAAAGCCGUGAAGUUUGAACCUCUUGUAAGCGACCGCAACCUGACUUUUUGGGGUACCUGUGUUUUAUAAUUUCCAAUUAUUGUUAAUCUCUUGUGAGCGAGUACUGCUUUACAGAUGAUCUGAUCUUUUAGUGACAACAUGGAACUACGCCUAGGUAACACAGAAAUAAAUUGCAUGCAAUGAAUUCUUUUCCAAAGAGUAGACAUGUGGGGACCUCUUCUUGGAAGAGACCCCAUGUGGUUUGAUUCAAUUAAGUGACCACUAAAUCUUUGCAUUAUUGGUGAUUGCUUACAGGAGGUUCGACUGUACUUAUUUAAAUUUUAAUUGAUGGCCAUUAUAUUCUGAAGAUAAAUAUGAUUGCAAGGUGCUUGUUUGUUUCCAGUCUGUGUUUGAUACUGUUAUAAGACAGUAAUUUGUCCUUAAGGUUAGUUGAGAGGCAUGAGCAGAGAUGCUGCAAGGUUUGAGAAGUGGCUAUUUUCAUCUCUUGCACAUAAUUUUCGCUUGAUGACCAAAAAAUGAGAGAAUCUUUUGUUUCUCUCCUGGUUGGCACAUUAAGAUAAAUAGGUGUCAUCACUAUGAGUAUUGCUGUGCUGUUAAGAAAAUCCUAUCAGGUGUAAACCAUUCAAAUUAGAAGAUCUUCAGCAGUGUACCGUCCAACCUCCACUAAUGACCACCCCUCCACAACAGUCACCUCUCUGCAAACAGCCACUUUUUUUGGCAGACAGUCCAUACAUUGACUCUUGUUUAGACCCCCCCCUCUCUCUCUCUCUGUACAACAUCCACCUCUCUGUAACGACUACUUUUUUCUGUCCCCAGAGUGACUGUUGAGGAGAGGUCCAACUGUACUCAAUCAUAAAUUCCCCUUGAGAUUUUGUUUUUGCCCAUCUUGAACUGAAAGGUUGUGUGUUUGGUUUACACAGUCAGCUCAGGCUCUUGGAAUAGGAUUAUUCCCACCACCAACACCAUCAUCAGGAAAAGCACAAGUUGUUGAUAUUCAUGUCAUGGAUAAAUUAUAUGAUGAUAUGGAGCCAAAUGCAAAGUAAGUUUUGUUAAUAACCCAUACACUUACAGGUUGAAACGAGGCUGGAGUUGACCUUUUUGUUUUGAUACAACCCUUCCUGCUUUAUUAUGCAAAUCAUGGUCUUAUGUUAACUAGGAGGAGGUUUGUAUCAAAACAAGCUCAACCUCAGCCUCACGUUCACUCAAAGGAAACUAAGCCCACAACUGAAAAAUGGCCUAUCAGGCAUCAGUCACUUUAUUUGUCAGCCAAAAAAGAACUAGCUUCUCUUUCUGAACAAAGUUGUUUGCCAAGCUGAGGAUUAAGCCGAUUGUAUGCAUGGUCAAAUAUAUGGUGGACAAAUUUCUGAAAAUCUAGUAAAUCCUGUGGUCUUAGAAUUCUAAGAAGAGCUUCGCUUUCUGUAAACUUAGCUGAUAUGUCUGAACCAUAUGGCCUAGACUUAUUUUGUCUUUGCUGGAAAAUACUUGAGAAUUAUUAUUUGUUAUAAAAUUAUGCUAUGUCAGCUUGUAGGUAGUGAACCAGCUGGCUAGAUGAGAUUGCAUUAAGUGCUUUUUGCGGAUGAGCUGCUCUGCUUAGCGAGGGAUUUUCGCAACUGUGAGGGAUGUUGAUUUAUCCCGAUUCAUUUCACGGCUUUACAGCCUAAAUAAGAACAACAAAAGUGCCCGUGCAAUGAACCAGUCACCCGCGGUAAAUCCCGCUCGCAGGCUAAUAGGGUCUUUUUCUGACAUUUUUAAGAAGUGAAACAAAUUAUUCGGCAAGUAUUUAAUUUGCGGGUCAAAGAUUCAUGGUAGAUACUCCAAUAUUUUUUUGAGAAGAGAUUAAGACGAGUCUAGUUUUAUAAACGAUAAAACAUAGUUUUGUUUGAGGUUUUAUUUCAAGUGACCGGUGGAAUGUGACCUGUACCCGAAACUUGUAGGGCUUUAGUUUAGAUUCUAGUUUACAAAAACUUCAUUUAAUAAAAAAGAAUACUCUAGAUUUGUCAGUUGUUAUAUAAAUAUUGUUAAAAUUUCUAAUAUAGAGCUGACUUUUUCAAUGCCUUACUUUCAGUCUUUGCCCCAAGUUGGAACAAUAUGAAAAGGAAUUUUUUGCGAGUGAUAUGUGGAAAAAGCAUUAUGCCGAAACAACUGCACCCCUGUUAACUGAGGUCCAGAAGGCACUUGGUCUGAAAUACACUUUGAGUAAGUGAACUUCCUGCGAUAUUUUGCUGGUUCUUUGAAGUUUUAUUCAAUUUAAGUCUGUAAUGACAACAGCUAAUGACUUGUGGUGCUUAAAGUUAAAGUCCACUUGUCACCAAUGGGACAAAUUUCUAACCGGAAACAACAGGUCUCCAUUCUGCAUUGUAUAAAGGAAGCCGUGUAAUUACUCUUUUCAAAAAUUCAAUAUAUUGUCAUUUCAUGUUGCUGGUAUUUUUGUGAAUACACAUGAAUGUACAUUAUAUAUAUAUCUCUUCUGUGGACCGGUUUGUAACUAAAAUUAGACUGCAAGGGUGGGUUUCUUUCUCUGCUGGUAAGGCGUGAUCUGUGAAGGGAGCGUAGAUUAAUGGAACAACUAAUUUUGGUUUGGUAUUAAUGACCAACGCAAAAUUAAAGUCGUUUUAUGGCUCUUGUAUGUUGUUUUAUCAUGAUUUCACUGUAAUGGCAGCUUUAAAAAAGAUUUACCUCAUAAGAAUAACGCCGCCUCUGGGUCCUUGUUCAUGAAAUUAGUAAUUUUAUCUACUUAUACAAAUUGUCACAUGUACCCUCAGCAAUCGACGGCUUGUUUCAUGUCAAUGAUUGCUUGAUGACCCACCUUUGCCAUGGUUUUGCCAUCCCAUCCGCUGUGACACAAGACUUGCUGGAUCGUAUUGCUACCGAGUUAGCAUACACGUCCUACUCAACAUUCAGCUACCCUUCCAUUCAAGAUUACUCCAGAGUUGGCAUCGGCUUUCUGAUUGCUGAGAUGUGGCAGGUACAACGUGUUAAAAACUGUAACUUGCUGGUUGUUUCUCCAUAAUUAUAACAAAAUUACAUACAAUAACAGUUAGGAGAAAAAAUAAAGAGGGCGGGGCUGAAGGCAAAUGAUAGUUGAACUAACCUGGUCUUGCCCUAAUAAUUAGAAAAAAAAUCUUUAACCUGGUGGAUACUAGAAGUAAAAAUGUUAAUAUAGAAAAAGCAGACGAAGGAAACGUCCUCCUUUCACAUUAUAAUGUUAUGCUUUGUAAAUAAUAAUAGAUCCUUUAUUUAAACACGAUCAGUGAUUAGACCUUUUAGUUGAAGUGCACUUAUUAUUAUUAUGAUUAUGAUUAUGAUUAUGAUUAUGAUUAUGAUUAUGAUUAUUAUUAUUAUUAUUAAUUAUACGUAUGAGUCAGGAUAUUUUUUAGAGAGAAAGACAAUGAGUUGGUCCCCACUUGAGGAUAAUAAUAAAACCAUUAUUAUUAGUUUGUCUUCAAACCGUUAUGUUGAUUAGAGGAAAGAAAAGAUGAAAAACGCCUUAUUUUAUCUCUGACUGUUUGUUCAUAGGCGAUGCAAGAUGUGAUCGCCGGAGAGAGAUUUGAAAAGUUUUAUCUGUAUUCCGGACAUGACUAUACGGGUACGUUGAGUUACUUAGAGGUGUUAGUUUGAAUCAGGGGUAGAAUGAAAUGACGAAGUUGCAGAGUUCCAAAACCACUCCCCCCUCCCCCCUCUCCCCCCCCCCCCUUUGCCUCUCAACAAAGUCUCACCAAAGUCUUAUUGAAGAGAGCCUUUGUGGAAGAAGGAAACUAAGAAAAUCAAUUUCGUUAUUUUGGUUUGGAAUCAGUGGGAAUCUUUGAUGGUUUAAGAGGCGACAUUAAAUUAUCUCUGUAGGAAAGUAUUAUCUCGCAAGGUUUUAAGCACUUUCUUAAGUCUACGUGGCCGCAUUCUACUGCUUAAUACUGCUCACUCCGAGAAACUGAGAUAUAGUUUGUUUUCUUUAUAUAGUUAUGCCAUUCCUACACGCCUUCAAUGCAAGCGAUUAUAAAUGGAGCCCAUAUGCCUCCAUGGUGCAGCUGGAGCUACUACAGGUGACUAAUGCUACGAACGUAGACUAUGCCGUAAGACUGCUGUAUCAUGGUCAGGAACGACGUAUCCCUUACUGCAGUGCCUCGCCAUGCUCUCUUGCUGAAUUCAGUACCUACGUGAAGACUAUUAUCCCUCAAGAUCCUGUUGCUGAUUGCCAAGUGACCAAGCCAGAAAUCAUGAUAGGACCACGCCCACCACGUCUUGGCAGAAAUCAAGUGCUGUUUUAGAUCGAGACACGACCAUGCAUGUAUUUUUGUAAGUCAAACUCAGCAUUGCCACCACGAUUUGACCGGAAAAUAACAUGACUGGAUAAAUCUGAUUCCACUUUCAUUAUGAGAUGAAUGUUUUUUUACAAUGUUACUUGUUAAAUCCAAAGUACUGAUAAAAAAGAGGAUUUGUCAUUCAGUCCGAGAUGAGGACUUGACGGUCAUAAUUUAGGUAAAUUAGAGGUAGUCAUUUUGUACUCUUGAUUUUAUUAAAUAAACUGCAAACGACACCAAC
Porites evermanni is the source of this 10636-nucleotide messenger RNA. Lineage: Eukaryota; Metazoa; Cnidaria; Anthozoa; Scleractinia; Poritidae. The record is from the annotation of a GenBank genome assembly.